This is a messenger RNA of Dreissena polymorpha, 4590 nucleotides long. RefSeq names its product NXPE family member 1-like. Bases 1 to 1962 code for a protein of 653 amino acids. Lineage: Eukaryota; Metazoa; Mollusca; Bivalvia; Myida; Dreissenidae. The transcript has 10 exons. The record is from RefSeq and is a predicted model, not a curated record.
AUGAGGCUGACCACAGCCUUCUUGGCGAAGAGCCGGUUCCUACGGUUCCUACAGGACCCGAUUCAAUCACAGAUUGGUGCCCAGCUGAACAAUGGGCUCUCUGGUCAGCUUGGCUCAGACGCCCGAGGACACUUCUUGGGCAUGGGGGGUGGGCUCUUGGCCCAGGACCUUGGGGCAAACGCUCAACGGGCCCUACCCCCAGGGUAUGGCCAGUCUAACCCUGGGGCUCCAAACUUCCCUGCGCAGGGGCCUAGAUUACCUCAUCCACAAGGGGCCUUAUUCUCACAAGUUCAGGCCCAGAGAACGAUGUUCAACAACUCCAACUCGGCAACUACAUCUCAACAAGUUUUAAGAUUUGAUCGGAAUGCUUUUGCCAAGAAGAGGGUGGGAGCGAGCGGACCUGAUAUCGUAUACAGGCCGUGCAGACACAUUCCUGAUGCACCGGAGGCUCUAGGAACGUGGCCAGAAGAAAUACAUUUAAAUUACACGUUUGCUGGAGAUGAACAUGACCUUCCCGAUCCGUCAAGGUCAAAGGUCGAGCUCCAUGGAAACGGCCAUGUUACUAUUGGAGCUAACGUGUACAUGACUAUCACGUUAUAUGAUCGUCACGGGCGUAAACGACGUACAGGGGGUGACGUGGUUCGAGCCUGGCUUGCGGAGCCGUCACUAGGGGCCGCUGCCUGCGCCCAAGUGGUGGACAACAAUGACGGAACUUACCGAGCACAAUUUACAGCAUUCUGGGAAGGUAGGCCGGAAGUAAAGACCGCGAUUAUUAUGACGCGAGAGGCAGUUUCAACAGCGUUUAAACGAAGGUACACGUGUCCGCCCGUUAUACUUAACACUGCUGUAUUUCAUCAUCCAAUUGACUUAAGUAUCGCAGAAGAGACGCCGUGUAGUGUCCAUCCUUACAUCAGCGGAUAUGAUGUCAUCUGCAACCUGACCGAUGACAACUUCCGGCGGCCGUGGUACUGCGGAAAACCAAGAAACAGUAGGCUUCUAUGCUCUGAUUGGACGCUGUCCUCCGAGCGAAAUCUCUGGGAGCUAAACAUAGAGCGGCAACAUAUGACGUCAACAGAGCUGUCACUGUUUUCGCUGAAUAACAAUGCUUUGUUGCUGAAGUCCGGAAUAACUCUAAACGUCACUUCAGAUGCUUCUUCACAUCGGUUCGAAACAGACCGGAAAUGUGAUGCGCGAUCAUUGGAAAGUUUGCGUGAUACGUCUACACCUGCGGGGUACUUAUAUGAAAAGAAAUGGUACAGCAAAUUAUGCAGGUCUCAAUUUUAUUUCUCGCAGCUGACGAAAUACCUGAGAAAUGUCCAAAUGGUCAUAAUUGGCGAUUCGACCCAGAGACAAUUUUUCUACGAAAUGCGAAAUCUCGUGACGUGCGAAUUUACAACAGACACUUGGGAUCUCGCGGGGAAACAUCACGAGGUUCGGUGCGAGAACGAGUCUUUGAAAUUCAGCCUCUCUUAUAAACUUCAAGAACUUCCGUUUUGUACAACCAAUACACCGCAUAGGUAUUACCGACCUAUAAGUAUGAACUUAAACGAAUACAAUAAAGCCGACAAAUUGCUAAUUGUUCUGCACGGCUAUGCACAUUUUAAUAACUAUCAUUCGCACGUGUUUUACGAGUAUGUAAAAGAGAUGAAAUCGACCGUUGAAGCAAUAUUGACGUCCUAUCCGCGUUCAUUUAUUGUUAUCAAAGGACCCCAUGCAUUUUCAUUUGCAAAACGGACAGAUCAUUUCAUUUGGAUGCCCGACUCUUAUGCGGCCGUUUACGAGAAAUUUGUUCGUGAUAUAUUUAAGGAUCUAAAAAGUGACAGACUGAUGUUUCUAGAUAUGAUGGACAUAACAAUAGCUACAGCACAGUGGCAUAUACAUUCAGAGAAGUUUAUCAUUCAUGAAAAACUUUCAGAGAUAUUUGCAUUCUAUAGUACAUACAGCGACACAGCGAGCUUAUAAUACGCGAUUGUUACAGACGGGAAGUACGGUAAUAGCGGUACAGCAUUGGCAGGCAGAUGGGGCACCCUUAGCGGGUAGAUGGGCGUUUGGGCGAAGGCUGUUCUUUUUCUUAGUAAUACAGUUUACAUCUAAUCUUCACGAGACUUUCUGGAAAUUUAAGUUUAUAUAAAUUGAAACCAAGUCUUGUAACAAGUAAUUUCACAUCAGGCACUUUAGAGUAUUGUCCUUUGUUUUUUUUUAAAUAUGCGUAAUUCGCCGUUCCUCUCUCCCACUUUAUAUUUUUCGUCCAAUCUUUAUGAAACUUUGUGAAAAUGUGUACUGACACUUAUUCAUAACGUGAGCUCAUAUUACGCAAUUAUUAUAAUGAUAAUGAUUAUUAUUUAUUUUAAUCAAUCAAACAAGGAACGUCAGAGUUAUUGCCCUUCAUUUAUUUAAAAAAAACAUCCGUUAUUCGCCGCUUCCUCGUUCUGACUCCUACAAUUUUCAUCCAGUCUUCAUAAAGCUUUCAGGAAACGUUUGUCGAUAUAAAAUAGAGACCGUAAAUAAAUAAUCAGCCCAUUCGAACGAUGCAAUUUAUAGUUAUUGAUAUUUGUUUAUACACAAAAAUGCAAGAUUCGUUGUGGCCGCUCUCUUUGUCAUCCCGCUAUCAUUAAAUCUUCACCAAACUUACUGCAAAUGUUCGUUGACAUAAAAUGGAGGCUAUCUUCAAGAACCAGCAAAUUUACGCCACGCUCAUCAGAAUAAUUGCACUUAAAAAUGAUAUGAAAUUCGCGUGUUCUGCUCACUUACUCAGACAAUUUUUUAUUGAUUCCACACCAAACUUGCUCGAAAUGUUUGUUGACCUAAAAUGGAGGUCACUUACUAGCCUAACCCCGUUAGGAACCUCAGAAUUGUUGACAUUUAAAAAAAAGAAAAUUGCCACAUUAGUCGUUUUAGCUUUCUUAAACCAUUGACAUUGGGGCCCACAGACAAGGCCCCUAGUCGGCCGUGUGUAUACAUAAAACCUUUAAAAAGAAAUAAAUCAUCGGGUAGUAAUUGUAUUUUGGAUGAAUAUUUGCUUGAAUGCAGUGAUAUUUUGUCUGCCCAUUUAUGUUAUGUGUUUUACGGUAUUUUUGUUUCAGGCUUUUUCCUGAUAAAUGGACAGAAGGGGUUAUAAUCCCUUUGCAUAAUUUUGCGCCGAAUAUGUUUUCUUUAUUUGUUGAAGACCUUGAACUUAACCUACAAGAUAGCAUUAACUAUAGUUUGAAUAGAGAUAAUGUUAUGUUGAUUUUACUAUUAUUUGCUGAUGACAUGGCUAUUUUUGACAAGACACCUGCUGAAGUUCAAACACAUUUAGAUAACUUAUACUUAUAUUGCAAUUCUUGGGGGUUAAAUGGAAAUACUGCAAAACAGAAAAUAAUGGUAUUUCGAAAGAGGGGUGGAUUAAAAAAACGAAAAAUGGGUGUAUAAUGGUAUUGAAAUUGUUGACAACUUUACCUAUUUAGGCACAGUGUUGAAUUAUACUGGAAGUUUUAAACUAAAUCAGGAGCAAUUGGUUGGUUAAGCCCUUAGGGUCACGAAUACGUUAUUUUCUAAAUGCACUGAAUUUGACAUAAAUUUGACAAAACAAAAAUAUUUUGCCAGUUAUUUGACUCUUUUGUGUGUCCUAUAUUAAAUUAUGCUUCAGAAAUAUGGGAUUUCACGAAGUCUGUUGAUAUAUAGAAUGUAAACAUUUAAAAUUUUGCAAACGCUUGCUACAAAUGAAAAUAAAUACUCAUAAUGUUGCUGUUUAUGGAGAAUUUGGUAGAUAUCCAUUGUAUGUAAACAGGAUUGUUAAAAUUAUUAAAUAUUGGUUUAAAGUUAUGAACAAUUAAAAUAUCAUAAUGCAUACAGUGUGCAAACAAGCCUUAAGCGAUUGUAAUAGAGGUUAUACAAACUGUGUCUCAAAUGUUAAGAACAUGUUAAAUAAUUUUGGAUUUAGUUAUGUAUUUGAAAAUCCAAACGUUGUACAAGUUAAUAGUUUUAUUAGCGAGUUCAAAUGUAGACUUGUUGGCAAUUUUUAAAAAGAGUGUUACGGUAAAAUAAAGCUUUUAAAAGCGGUUUGUAAUACGAAACAUAUUUAGAUUUACUUCCUAGACGUCUGCGAGUAUUUUUUUAUAAAAUUUAGAGUCUCUGCAUAUCCUUUGAGAAUCCAAACUGGAAGAUACGCCCAAAAAACAUACCACGAAAUAAACGUUAUUGUUUAUGUUGUAAUGACUUGGAUUUAGAAGAUGAAUGCCAUUUUAUAUGUAUAUGCCUAUUUUACACUGAUUUAAGAAAAGACUUUAUAAGCCGUAAACUUUAUAUAAACCAGUCUGUAUAUAAAUUCCACAAGUUAUAAGUUUUAUGUGACAAAUCAGUUAUUUAUAAUGUAUGUAAAUAUAUCAAAGAAGCUCUUGUUAUAUUUAUAAGAAAUGCGUUUCUAAAUAAUACUGUUUAAUAAUUUCAUUGCCGCAUUGAUAGUUUAUUAGUAUGUGUUCUCUUAAGUGUCCGUUUUAAGUUAUGUAAUGUUAUUUUGUUAUCCCUAGUUACGUGACAGACAAUUCUAUGUAUACUUUAGUAUGAAGACGAUGUACUUGUGUAUAUGUCUGAAUAAACUGUCUGUCUACC